GGAAAAGAACAGAAAACGUGUGAGAGCUCGGCCUCUUAGUCACAACGAAUUAAUCAACCGGGCUGGUGGAUUAACGGACGGGCAAAGACAGGCAAACCCAGACACAGUAGUUAAACUCGUUUAUAGGUAGACGUUAUAUCCCCUCACACAGACACAAUGAUGCUCUCAAGGCGCAUGCUCUCGAAAGAGGACGAGGAAGCCAGCCACGGCGAAGAGACCGAAGUCCGGCGCGAAGACCAAGAGAAAAUAAAUCGUUUUAGCAGACUACACCAACGAGAGACGGCAUUACAGGAGCAACUCAAAACAAAACAGAAAGACAAGGAAGACCUUGAAGAAAUAUCCGCCGAACUCGAUCUCGCCGACGAAGACGAACCGGUCCCCUACAAAAUCGGUGACUCUUUCAUCUCCCUGCCCCUCCCAGAAGCUCAGGCUUUACUCACAGCCUCCUCCGAACAGAUCGACGAGGAAGUUUCAAAGAUAGAAGGACAGCUGGGUGAAUUACGAGAUGAGUUGCAGCAGUUGAAAGUCGCUCUGUACGCGCGGUUUGGCAGGAGUAUUAACUUGGAGACUUAAUAAAAAGAUAAAACGUUGGCUGGAGUUGGACGUUGAGGCCUGUGAGACAAAUAUAGGCUUACAGUAUGCGGCCACGAAGGCCCGGCGUUUGCAUGCGUGGAAGGGAAUUGGCCACAUGGUAGAAAGGCAUCAGACGCAUUACGAAGUCAAGAUUUCUAACAAUACACAAUGUAAGGAGCGUUGCAUAAGACUGUGUAUAACUCCCAAGUUCAAAAGGAGCGAGCCUUUGGCCAACCUAUUAGGUGUGACAUGUAUUACUUGUUUGUUCUGUGAAAUCCGUAUAUCAAAUUCAACGUCAUAUCCAGUCCUUGU
Coccidioides immitis RS is the source of this 885-nucleotide messenger RNA. RefSeq names its product prefoldin subunit 4. The coding region runs from base 157 to 573 and encodes 138 amino acids. Gene Ontology annotation, cellular component: prefoldin complex; cytoplasm. The transcript is spliced from 5 exons. The record is from RefSeq and is a predicted model, not a curated record. Lineage: Eukaryota; Fungi; Ascomycota; Eurotiomycetes; Onygenales; Onygenaceae. Gene Ontology annotation, biological process: protein folding.